AUGUCUGAGUGUCACGAAGACAGUGAAGAGGACCUUGGGUUUGCUUUGAAAGAGCUCAAGCUAACCAAGAAGCUUACUUCUAAUCAAGAUGGGAAAGACAAUAAAGCUGAUAUGAUAGAGUCAGUUGGGACACAAAGUGCUGCUGAAGAGCCUAACCAGACCAUAUAUUCUAGUCCUGAAUCCGAUGGUUCGGAAGAAGAAAGAGAAGAAGCUGUCAAGGAGAUCGCAGUACGACAGGCUGAUAGUUCUGUUGAUUUAAGGCAGCAGUCUCAAGAAACUGGCAAUGUCGGGAAGAUAAUCCGGGAAGAAGAUGAAAAUGGUUCUAUUACGGAUUCUGAUACUUCCCUUGAGUGGCAGCCAAUGACUACUGUUGCCUCCUUUGAUGUAUAUGAUGAGAAUGGAGAGCUUGUGUUAGAAGGCAUGAAUAGAACAGGAAGUACUCUGUCGUUAAAUGAACAUAGUACACCUUCUCAAAAUCAAAAGAGCACUUUCGGGUAUACCAAGGUUGAUGGUGAGGAGCAAGCACAGAGAUCGUACCUCACUAACAAAAGGACCGAUUUUUUGUUCAACCAUAAGAAGCUAGCGGUAUCUAGUGCAUCUCUUUCUAUGUCACUUAGUAGAACAUCUGGUACACCGGAUUCCCAGUUCCUGUCAGAAGAUGAUGAAGAAGAGGAAGCAAUAAGCUCUAAAAAUAUUACAACAACGGAUCAAUUAUCGAUUACGAAAGAUCUUUUAAAUGAUAAAGAAAAGUUUGCAUAUAUUGCAUGUAUUACUGUGCUAGUUAACGAGAUGUGUACUCGUUUGGUUUCAAUAGCAUUAUCAUCGCAUAAUAUGACUUCCAAACAGAAAUUUGCGAAACGGUUGCAAAGUCUACAGAAGAAUAUGGGGCAUUGGAGGAGCUUAAUAUUAAAUCGACUUUACGCUCAUUUGGAAAUUGAACCUGAAGAAAUCAAAAUGUUAUCAAGACUAUCAAACGACGGGAUUGAACUAUCGGAUUUAUGUAAUUGUUUGAAAGUGACACAGCAUAUUGACAAUCCAUUGGCAGAAACAAGUGAUAUACCUGAACUAAAAACGGAAUCUAAAACUGACGAGAAUAUAAUGACAUCUAAGAGUUUGGACAUUGAUGUUGCUUGGACCAUUAUCUGUGAUUUAUUUCUUUUAUUAGUGCAGGACUCUCAUUAUGAUGCAAGGUCACGUUCAUUAUUAAUUAAUUUUGCCAAGGUGCUAAAUAUCGAUCCGCUUGAGAUCUGCCAAUUUGAGAAAAGAGUGAUAGAAGCAUUAGAACUCGAACAAUGCACAGAAGAUCAGGUAUGGGAUGAAAAAGCCCAUAUGGACAAACGAAGGAAGGCAAUCAAGAGAAAAAAACUGUGCUACAUUGGUUUAGCAACUCUUGGUGGCUCUUUAGUUCUUGGUUUGAGUGGUGGUCUACUUGCGCCAGUUAUUGGGGCUGGGUUUGCUGCGGGAUUGUCAACAAUCGGUGUAACCGGUGCCGCAGGUUUCUUAACGGGGGUAGGAGGUACAACAGUUGUUGCAGUGUCAAGUACUGCUAUUGGUGCAAAAAUUGGAACAACAUCUAUGAAAAGGAGAAUGGGGAGUGUUAGAACUUUUGAGUUUAGACCUCUUCAGAAUAACAGACGUCUUAACCUAAUACUAUCGGUUUCGGGCUGGAUGAACGGUAAUGAAGAUGAUGUUAGAUUACCCUUCAGCACCGUAGAUCCGAUAAACGGUGAUUUAUACUCGUUGUAUUGGGAGCCAGACAUGCUAAGAUCUACGGGUCAGACGAUGGGUAUCUUAGCUAGUGAAAUUGUAACUCAAACUAUUCAACAAAUCUUAGGCGCAACAGUUUUGACUGCCUUGAUGGCUGCUAUCCAACUACCCAACAUACUUUCAAAGUUGGGAUAUUUAAUUGAUAAUCCGUGGAAUGUAUCACUUGACAGGGCGUGGGCUGCUGGGCUGGUUUUAGCAGAUACGCUUAUGGCCAAAAACUUAGGUGACAGGCCAAUUACCUUAGUCGGGUUUUCCUUAGGAUCUCGUGUCAUUUAUUCAUGUUUAGUUGAGUUAGCAAAAAAAGGUGCUAUCGGAAUAAUAGAAAAUGCUUAUUUGUUUGGUUCUCCUGUCGUUUACAAAAGAGAUGAAAUGAUUCUCGCCCGAUCAGUUGUUAGUGGAAGAUUUUUGAAUGGAUAUUCAAAUAGAGAUUGGAUUUUAGGUUAUUUAUUCAGAGCCACAGGUGGAGGGUUGAGUACUGUUGCAGGAAUAUCACCAAUAAAUAGUGUUCCGGAUAUUGAAAAUGUGGACUGCAGUGAGAUAGUUGACGGGCAUAUGAGUUAUAGAAAGAAAAUGCCUAAACUUCUUAAAGCCAUUGGUAUGUCUGUACUCAGUGAAGAGUUCGUAGAAAUUGAAGACCCAAUGGAUCCGGAACAAGUUGCUAGACAGAGGAAACUUGUUGCUGAAUUAGAAUCUGCCCAGGAGAAACUUUCUGAUGAAUCCCAUGGUAAGAAAAAGAGAAAGCACAAAUGGUUAUCUAAAUCUUCUUGGUUCAAACCUCAGAAAGUUGAAUGGCAAGAAAUGUAUGAACAGACUCUAAAGGACAAGACAUUAGGGCCAGAAGUGAAUGGGGAUACCGAAGAAGGCAUAGCUACGGAUGUGCACAAAGACCAACUUAUCCAAGAGAUUUCAAAACUCAAGGACGAGGUACAGAAGGAUAUUGAUCACUCGUCUCGAGACAUUGUCGAGAAGUAG
Molecule: messenger RNA, 2739 nt
Organism: Kluyveromyces lactis
Lineage: Eukaryota; Fungi; Ascomycota; Saccharomycetes; Saccharomycetales; Saccharomycetaceae
Gene: MIL1
Product: Mil1p
Exons: 1
Coding region: 1-2739 (912 amino acids)
Source: RefSeq, a predicted model, not a curated record